Molecule: messenger RNA, 1229 nt
Organism: Salarias fasciatus (jewelled blenny)
Lineage: Eukaryota; Metazoa; Chordata; Actinopteri; Blenniiformes; Blenniidae
Gene: mrpl38
Product: mitochondrial ribosomal protein L38
Exons: 9
Coding region: 23-1183 (386 amino acids)
Cellular component (GO): mitochondrial large ribosomal subunit
Source: RefSeq, a predicted model, not a curated record
CACCGUACUGCGUCAUUCCAACAUGGCGCUGCGCAAGGUGUGCGCCGCUGCUCUACGGACUGGGAAUGAUUUAGGGGUCAAUAAUGUGAGAACGGUGGCUACAACAGCUGUCCUCUGUAGACGUCGCCCUCCUUUAGGCCCACUGCCCAACGAGGACAUCGAUGUCUCAAACCUGGAAUCUCUGACAAAGUACCGCAGCUACAACCAUUAUUUCACUGAAGCCGAGAAGGCGAAGAACCAAAUUGUGUGGUGGAGAACCUACAAGAGCUACGUGGAGAAAGCUGAUCCAGAGCUAGGCGCGACGCAGGUGGACAUCGGGCUGCCUAUCUCCCGACCCUGCAGGACCAAAGAAUUGAAGGAGAGGAGGCAGGUGGUGAAGGACAAUAAGAAGAAUGUUGAGCUGGAGAGGGCGUCUCGACUGCGCACUUUUAAAAUUUCUCUGGAUCAGGUGCAAGAAACCUGGGAGAAGACCAGUGGUCCGCUUCAAGUCAAGAGACUGGCAGAGCACUACGGCAUCUUCAGAGAUCUCUUCCCCAAUGCUUAUUUCAUCCCCCAAGUCACACUCCACAUCAACUACAGCCAGGACAACAGUGCUGGAGUGCAUUAUGGGAACCGACUGACACCUACCGAAGCAGCGUCCGUCCCCCAGAUCAGGUUUGAUGCUGAAGAGGGCUCGCUGUGGACCCUCCUGCUCACCUGUCCAGAUGAGCAUCUUCUGGAUAACGAAGCAGAAUACGUCCACUGGUUAAUAGGGAACAUACCAGGUGGGGCGGUGCAGGCUGGAGAGGAGCUGUGCCACUACCUGCCCCCCUUCCCGGCCAAAGGGACCGGCUUCCACCGCUACGUCUACGUCCUCUUCAAGCAGGACGGACACAUCAACUUCCAGGAGGACAGCAGGCCGUCGCCAUGUCACUCCCUGGUGGAUCGAACCUUUAAGACGGUGGAUUUCUACAGAAAACACCAGGACAGCAUGACGCCCGCCGGCCUGGCCUUCUUCCAGUGCCAGUGGGACGAGUCGGUCACCGAGACCUUCCACAACACUCUCAACAUGAGGGAGCCGGUGUUCGAGUUCAUCAGACCCCCGGUGUACCACCCUCCUCAGGUCAAAUUCCCUCAGGGACAGCCCCUCCGCUAUCUGGACCGAUACAGAGACGGGAAGGAGCACACCUACGGAAUCUAUUGAUUACAUAUAUGUUCUGAUGGUAACAAUAAAUCAUUUUUCUGUGGUG